GUGGGCUUAUCUGCAAAGGGGAUCUCUAGCCUGGUCUCGUUUUAACCGCAACCCAACCUGACGUGCCGGCCGGCGAGGCUUUUCAGCGGCCGCUCCGCCGUGUCGCCGUCCGCUCUCCACCCAGCUCCCCGUCGCAUCUCGAGUUUUCCCAGGCCUAGUUGUCGGGGACGCAGCAACCCAUCGCCAGAGCCAUGGGGUUCCUCGAGGACUUCCAAGCCAGAUCGAAAAAGUGGUUAAGCAGUAUUCGUGUGGAUAUGGUAACCCACCCUGCAGCGGUUUAUGCGGUAGAAGGUGUUGAAGCAUUGCCAGCUAUGCUGCAUAGGAACUAUUCAUUAAUGCGAGAGCUAGAUAGAAGCUUGCAAGGUGUGCAAACGGAAAAUGAGCAGCGCUGUCAGCAAGAAAUAGAGGACAUUAAGCAUGGACUUGAAUCUGGAAGUAUUGCAUUUGACCCUGCAAAACUUAAAUUUUCUGAUGAAGCAAUUGAUGAGCAGAAGCAUUGUGUUAGAAUUGCUGAUGAGAAGGUGGCUUUAGCCACUCAGACUUAUGACCUGGUUGAUGCUCACAUACAGCAGCUAGAUCAGUUUAUGAGAAAACUUGAAGAACUUCGACAAGAAAAGGAGGCAGCUACAGCUGCCGCCACUGCAGCUGCUGCAGGUACAACCGUUGCUGCUACUGUGAUGGCUAGUGCUGGUACCUCUGCUGUUGAUAAUACUCCAAAAGGUGGAAGAUCUGGCGAAAGAGGCCGAGGGGGUCGAAAGAAGACUGCUAAGGUGCCCACUGAGCAACCAGCACCAGCCAUAGAUUUAGAGCUGCCUGUGGAUCCUAACGAACCAACAUAUUGCCUCUGCAACCAAGUCAGCUACGGAGAGAUGGUCGCAUGUGACAAUAAUGAUUGCAAGAUCGAAUGGUUCCACUUUGGGUGCGUUGGCUUGAAAGAGCAGCCAAAAGGGAAGUGGUAUUGCCCGAGUUGCAUUGGAUUCCAGAAGAAGCGAAAAGGAAAGUGAAAUGUGAAUAUGUGAUCAAUCUUUGAUAGGUAGGAGGUACUAGCUUCUUGGUGAUAGAUAAAUCAGCUUGCACACCUUGCCGUUGUGCCAGCGUGGGUAACAAAGCAUAGCUCGUACUGUGAAUUGCUAUAGCUUCAGUGAUGACGUACAUGUUACCCCGAGGAAAUGCUGUAGGCAUCUUAGAGUUAGGACCAAUCAAUCAUGAAGAAGAGCAGUUGUUUCUGUAUGGUUGUAUCUUUAUUACGUUUUUUGGUGUAUGUGUAGGUUAGGAUCUUAAUCUAUCCCCGCCCAUGUGGGCUUUGAUGCAAUCUACACAUAGAUAUGUUUAUAACUAGCCAGAGAGUGAGGCCUAGCCUACUGCAGCUCAACACCUUUAUGGCUGUGCCGCUUUAUACGCAACACGCGAAGAUGCAGCCAGUAUCUUGGCUGUCUCUUCAGCCUUCAGGCACUGGGACUUGGAAGCAUUGCUUUCACAAGAUUUUGUGAAGUUUCAGGCUUGCCUGAU
Oryza brachyantha (malo sina) is the source of this 1509-nucleotide messenger RNA. Its product is annotated as PHD finger protein ING1. Bases 192 to 1004 code for a protein of 270 amino acids. The transcript has 8 exons. NCBI's taxonomy places the organism in Eukaryota, Viridiplantae, Streptophyta, Magnoliopsida, Poales, Poaceae. Gene Ontology annotation, cellular component: nucleus. The record is from RefSeq and is a predicted model, not a curated record.